ACGCCUCCUUCUUGGGGCUCUCAGCCUCGCUGGAGAACCUCAUGGCGGAGCGGCGCCGCAGGAAGAAGCUCAAUAACUGCCUCUACAUGCUGCGCUCCGUCGUGCCCAAGAUCAGCAAGGUGGAUAGAGCUUCAAUUCUUGGUGAUUCAAUUGAUUACCUGAAGGAGCUCCUGCAGAGGACCAACGAUCUUUACAACGAGCUGGAGUCUGCUCCUAGCUGUGCCCUUGCUGCUGGACCAGCAGCAGCUAACUUCCACCCCUCCACACCCACGCUGCAGCCAUUUCCCAGCCGCCCGGCCUCGUUUCCUAGUCCCAGUGGCCAGCAGGGAACGGUUGAGGUGAGGACGUGGGAAGGGCAGGCAGUAAACAUCCACAUGUUCUGCGCGCGAAGGCCGGGCAUCCUGCUGUCCACCAUGAAGGCCCUUGACAGCCUCGGCCUUGACAUCGAGGAGGCGGUCAUCAGCUGCUUCGAUGGGUUUGCGACGGAUGUCUUCCGCGCCAAGCAAAGGAGGCAUCCUGGGCUCUUGCCUGGAGAAAUUAAGGCCGUGCUCCUACGUUGUGCUGGUCUCCGACGGACCCCUGUGCUGGUCUCCGACGGACCCCAUUAGUGAUCAACUGAACAUCGAUCACAGGCAUUGGGUGAUCGUCCUUUCUGAUCAGGAAAGUUGCUAUAUGUAUAAAACUUCAUGAGAUGAGGCUCCCCUUCAACAGACAUGAAUUGAAUCA
Lolium perenne is the source of this 726-nucleotide messenger RNA. Its product is annotated as transcription factor ICE1. Gene Ontology annotation, biological process: regulation of DNA-templated transcription. The record is from RefSeq and is a predicted model, not a curated record. Gene Ontology annotation, cellular component: nucleus. Gene Ontology annotation, molecular function: DNA-binding transcription factor activity; sequence-specific DNA binding; protein dimerization activity. NCBI's taxonomy places the organism in Eukaryota, Viridiplantae, Streptophyta, Magnoliopsida, Poales, Poaceae.